Molecule: messenger RNA, 1129 nt
Organism: Monascus purpureus
Lineage: Eukaryota; Fungi; Ascomycota; Eurotiomycetes; Eurotiales; Aspergillaceae
Source: the annotation of a GenBank genome assembly
CGCUCCUUGCUGCGUGCUACUUGACCCUUCUCCCCUCAUACCCUCUCUCGGUUCAGAAUGCAUGUCAAUCCCGCCGCUUUCCCCCUCCGCACAGCGGUGUUGGGGUGUCGCGUCCCCUUAACUCCAUUCGCAUACACUACCAGCUCGACCUCGUUCUAUCAACAAGUCCGGACACCGCAACAGACCCGACAAGCGUCAAUACAGAUCGCCAAGGCCUCUUCCGUAUCUUCCCUUCCUGUUAUUCGAUCCACUACAAGCUUGAAGACAUGCCGUCCUCAGGGGACCACAACAGUUGCCCUUUCCCCUAUCGUCCGGAACCCUAGCUACCUCCGCACGAACUCGACCGCAUCCUCUUCGUCUGCUGCUGAUGAAUCCCGGAAACUGGACUGGAACUCGUUCUUCAAACUCCGUGCCUCCCGUCGACGAUACAGCCUUGCUUCGUCGAUCAUAACGUCGUUCUUCUCAACCACGUUCGGCGCACAGAUUCUCUCGACACAAGAUCUGGAAUCUCUCGGCGCGCAGGUCAUGGGAUUGGAUCCAUUUAUCGUCCUCGGUUUGGCUGUAGCUGCUUGUGGUGCGGCAGGUUGGCUGGCUGGUCCUUUCUUUGGAAAUGCUAUCUGGGGAAUGAUCUAUAGGCGGUAUACACCCGCUGUUGCCGUGAAAGAAAAGGAAUUCUACGAUAGAAUAAAGCGAUUCCGCGUGGAUCCUUCUUCUAACUCCAUGGCGAACCCGGUUCCCGAUUACUACGGCGAGAAGAUUGGUAGUGUCCAGGGAUACAGACAGUGGCUGAAGGAUCAGAGGGCGUACAACCGGAAGCGACGCAACUUUAUUGCUUAAAAGGGGCCAUCUGUAUCCGGUUAUGGUUUUGAAAAUCUUGUGGAACUUAUCAGGGUAUUGUUUUUUCUGGGGGCCUGUUUUUUCUUUCCUGUUUCCCUUUCCUUUUAUAUGCCUCUUCUGGGUUAAAGAGCUGCGUUACCUGUGUUGUAAGGGCAGGAAGAUUGCCGAGAUUUGCCUUCAUAUUUUUUUUUCUUUUCCCUUGUACGAUUAAGUAAGUAUAUAGUUUAGCAUUCCAUGAUGUGACCAUAGUCAACAGCAGUAGCUGGAUUGAUCCAAUCGAAUCUUGUUGACA